Molecule: messenger RNA, 2802 nt
Organism: Ramularia collo-cygni
Lineage: Eukaryota; Fungi; Ascomycota; Dothideomycetes; Mycosphaerellales; Mycosphaerellaceae
Exons: 3
Coding region: 1-2802 (933 amino acids)
Biological process (GO): positive regulation of transcription by RNA polymerase II; negative regulation of transcription by RNA polymerase II
Molecular function (GO): RNA polymerase II cis-regulatory region sequence-specific DNA binding; DNA-binding transcription factor activity, RNA polymerase II-specific; zinc ion binding
Source: RefSeq, a predicted model, not a curated record
AUGUCUCAAGCCCGGGCUGCGCUGCGGCAGGCUCGCAUGCGGCAUGGAGACGAAGAGGAGGAGGGCAAAGAGCGUGGAAGUGGAGGCMGCGUGCCCAGCGACGAGUCCAUGGCUCUACCGUCGUCGCCGCGCCAUGUACGCUUCCCAGACACCCGAUACGACACCACAUCAGGCUCGUCGAGCKCCAUCGCCUCGCUGACCUCGACCUCCACCCUGGACACUCUCCCCACCAGGCUGGACUUGUCACCCACCGAGCGCGACGCCCGCAAGGGCUUGUUGCGCGAGUCAUUCUUCGACCACUGGAAGGACGACGCUGCACCGUUGGAGGCCGAGGACAGCCCGGAGGAGAUGCAAAGAAAGGACCCGUUGGGGGCACAGAUCUGGCGACUAUACGCCAAGACGAAAGGGCAGCUGCCCAACUCGGAGCGUCUGGAGAAUCUGUCAUGGCGAAUGAUGGCCAUGAACCUCAAGCGUCAGCAGAACCUUGAGCGUCAGCAAGGACUGCACGCCCAAAGCCGGCCCAAGGGCCAGAAUGCACCGAGUGGCAUCGCACAGCUGCGCUCUUCGGAGCAAGCGUCCAAGACGCAGGAUGACACCAUGAACUUGGACGACUUCAUCGUUCCUUCCUCAAUUGGCACGCCUGCCGGCGUCUCGCCCGAUUCCUCCUCGGCUGACGGCGACAUUGCGACGACCGGCACGAUCUCCGCCAUACCAAUCAAACAGCAGCAGCGCCUGCAGGCAGAUGACCUAUCAUUGGCGCGUGCCUCUGCGCCCUCCGUGCCCCCACUCGAGCAGACCCGUGGGCAUCAAGAAUUCUCUUACGUCCAGCGAAGAGUACGCAAGACUAGCAUUGAUGAGCGCAGGCCACCAAAGAGACGUGCAGAGGCAUCACCUCAGGUCCCGCCGGUCAACAGCACCACCAUGGCCGCUCAAGACCCAGCGGGCGACGCCGGAUUGCUCGACUACUCGCUAGACGGACCAACCACUGCUCAUCCUCACCCGCACCACACCACCCUACCCUUCAACCUGGAUACCUUUAACUUGGAGAAUGAUCCCAUAAUCCACUCGGCGGGCCCAAUGCAAGGCCACUUUGGCUUCUCGCCAGUUGGUUCGCCCAUGUUGAACACCGGCAACUUCCAGUCGGUGUACAAUGCGCAAUCGUCCAUGCCACCUCCUGGACCAUCUGGCUUUCAAUCGCCACCCGGGUCUGCAUAUCCUUCCACGGUAUCUACUCCUCAGCCCAUCCCAGAAGGCGAGCAGAUGUUCUUCGGCAACUCUCACAUGCAUCACGGAUCGGUGCCUAAUUUCCAGCAGCUCCACUCUCAACCGCAGCAGCAACAGCAGCAGCAUCAGCACCAAAUACCACUCAGAACAUCUCAGCAGCAGUUCGUCUUCAAUCCGAACAGCGAGUCCAUGUUCAGUGCUCUUUCCGCAAGUGCUCCUUCGCAUGCCUUUCAUCAACCGACAUUCCAGAUGCCCGGUCACCUCGAUCCCUCCAACGUUAUGUCGAACGACUUCCACGUAUCUGGUAACACGGCAAUGUCGCGACCCGAGAACAUGUUCACUUUCGGAGGCGACUCUGAUAACGAGGAAGACGAGCAGAUGUCGUUCAAUGAUGCGAACAUGAUGAUGCCACAAGGGUACUCGCCCAUGGACGAUCCGUCAAUUGACAUGAGCGGAAACUACCAGUGGGACCUUGGAAUGCCCCAGCGCUUCUCUGGCGAUGGGCAACUAGGCGGCCAUAGUCGCAGCAAAGGCUAUUCCAUGAGCAACACGGAAAUGAAUCCUUCCCAGCAGAACUGGGGCCAAGGAACCUUGUCCAGAGGCCAUGGCUCGGCCGCCUCUGUGAGUGAUAUUAGGAAUCGAGGCGGUGACCCGAGAACCCGCAAGAUCCCUCGUACUACAUCUACGCCAAACACUGUGGGCAUGGCGACGGGGAUGUUUUCAAUUCGCAACACAAACCAUCCAUCUCCGUCCUCCCCACCGGAGUCUGGAUUCGGUUCAGCGGCUCCGUCCCGGCCAGGCAGUCCCCGACCCGGCGGCGAGAAUGGCGGUGCGCCCACGACAUGCACCAACUGUUUCACUCAGACCACACCUCUGYGGCGCCGCAACCCAGAAGGACAUCCGCUGUGCAAUGCUUGUGGUCUUUUCCUCAAGUUGCAUGGAGUUGUGCGCCCUCUCAGCUUGAAGACCGACGUGAUCAAGAAGCGCAACCGCGGCAGCGGCAAUGCGAUGCCAGUGGGGACUUCUCGCUCGAAAAAGGUUGCCAGCCGCAAAAACUCGGUGGCGCAGACGAAUGCCAACACGCCCAACGCGGGCAAAAGCUUUGCACUCGAUUCCGACUCGCCAAAAUCAUCACAUUCGUCGGGCAAUACUCCUACGACCUCUGGCCCAUCAGACAAGCCAACCAAGACAGUUGUUCCCAUCGCGCCAGGCCCACCGAAGCCAAGCACUCAGCCUCCGCCAUCAGCUCCGACCCGACUGGUAGCUCCUCGACGUGCUCGGAGACAGAGCAAGGCCAGCAACACCCUGUCGCGUGCAGAAGGCGAUAUGAUGGAUGUGGACGAGUCGCCCAACAAGGCCGGGCACCGAAUUCAGCUAGACGCAAGCCAAACCACGACGUCUCCGACGAACGCGGCGUCUACAAAGACAAGCAUGCCGCCGAUGCAUGCUCAAAUGGUUCCGCAAGGUGGCGGUUCUGCUCACCAAAUGCCAUCUGGGCACAAUGGAACCCCAACUGGUAUUCCAACCAACAUGAUGACCGGGCCGCAAGAGUGGGAGUGGUUGACUAUGAGUCUGUGA